Ilyonectria robusta is the source of this 1689-nucleotide messenger RNA. Its product is annotated as organic solute transporter Ostalpha-domain-containing protein. Gene Ontology annotation, molecular function: transporter activity. NCBI's taxonomy places the organism in Eukaryota, Fungi, Ascomycota, Sordariomycetes, Hypocreales, Nectriaceae. The transcript has a single exon. The coding region runs from base 270 to 1517 and encodes 415 amino acids. Gene Ontology annotation, biological process: transport. The record is from RefSeq and is a predicted model, not a curated record.
AACGCGACGCUGGAGGACAUGAGUACGUCUGCUCGCAUUGCUCUCCACCGGGACACGAGAAGCUGACCCGCGAUCCCCUCGCUCGUUCAAUAGGCUCUCCGAAAGACCAGAAACCCAUCGUCGGCAGCUUCACCUUCCCCGAACUCGCCCAUAUCGUCGGCUCCGCCUCGACCGCCGUCGCCGUCCUCGUCAGCAUCUACCUCAUCUGGCGGCACGCCCUCAACUACACCAAGCCGCGCGAGCAGCGACACAUCAUCCGCAUCCUCUUUAUGGUCCCCGUGUACAGCGUCUCGUCGCUGCUCCAGCUCUUCUUCUACGAACACGCCGUCUACCUCGAGGUCAUCUCGCAGUGCUACGAGGCCUUCGCGCUGGCCGCCUUCUUCGCCCUCGUCUGCCACUACGUCGCCCCGGACAUCCACUCGCAAAAGGAGUUCUUCCGCGCCAUGACGCCCGUCAAGCCCUGGACCUGGCCCAUCAAGGGCUUCGCGCGCUGCUGCGGCGGCCAGCGCGGGCCCUGGCGCACGCCGCAGAGCGGCCUGACGUGGUUCAACGUCUGCUGGAUUUCCAUCUACCAAUACUGCUUCACACGCAUCGCUGCGGGCGCCAUCGCCGUGGCUACCGAGGCCGCCGGCGUCUACUGCGAGAGCUCCAACAACCCGGCCUUUGCCCACAUCUGGGUCAGCGCCAUCAACAUGGUGGCCGUCACCAUUGCCAUGAUGUGCAUCAUCCAGGUCUACGUCCAGCUGAAGGACGCCCUGGCUGAGCACAAGCUCUUCAGCAAGAUCCUGGCCAUCAAGCUGGUCGUCUUCCUCGUGCUGUGGCAGACGGUGCUGCUCUCCAUCGGCACGUCGACCGUCUCCGCCAUGAAGCCCAGCUCGAAGCUGUCCCAAGGCGACCUCAAGGUCGGCAUCUCCAGCCUGCUCGUCUGCGUCGAGAUGUCCCUCUUCGCCCUCUUCCACCUCUGGGCCUUUCCCUUCCGGCCCUACGUCCCCGGCGCGCCCCCUUCGUUCUACCCCUCGCCGGAUCUCACGCGCGGCGGCCCCUCCGUCGAGAACAAGCACCAGUCCCCGAGCGGCGGCCCGCUGGGCAUCGGCGCCCUGAUGGACGCCAUGAACCCGUGGGACCUGGUCAAGGCCGUGGGCCGCGGCGUGCGCUGGCUGUUCGUCGGCGUCAAGCACCGCAAGCAGGACAUCAGCUACGGCCCGUCGAUGCCGCUCCACUCCCGGCCCGGAAGUCCCAACUACGGCCGGCGCACUUCUCAAGACUCCGAUGCGCCCCUGAAGCCGCCGGGCUUGGGCAACAGCGACGACCCCAUCCCUCCGCCCGAGUACACCCAGGGCAACUUCCCCGUCCCCGGAAACGAACGCUACGAGCCCAUGCGUACCCCCAACGACCCAACAUUCCCCCCUCAUAUGCCACCCCCCGAACCAUACGACGGCGGACGUGCGCAUAUAUCAUCCUUGCCGCCCCAAUCCUAUGGCCCGGAGAGUCAGAGAAUGGACUAUCGGAGAGGAUGAGAUGUUGGCAUCGGUGCAUACUACGGAACUGGUGUAAUCAAGGAUUUUGUGACAUUUGGCCUAAAAAGGGGGAGUUUGUGACAUUAGGGUGAGAUAUGGGUACCAUAUUUUAUGGUUAGAUACAACGUUAAAAACGUUGUUAUGAAGAUAUGAACUUUACCAUCCGUCGAGU